Molecule: messenger RNA, 14392 nt
Organism: Anneissia japonica
Lineage: Eukaryota; Metazoa; Echinodermata; Crinoidea; Comatulida; Comatulidae
Exons: 51
Coding region: 124-14286 (4720 amino acids)
Biological process (GO): cell-matrix adhesion
Molecular function (GO): protein binding; calcium ion binding
Source: RefSeq, a predicted model, not a curated record
ACACCCACUGUCAAAUACCGACGACAACUCUGGCCAAAUACUAAAAGUAGAAUGGGAACUUUACGCGAUAAUACGUGUGUACAGUACUUCUGAAGCAAUACAUUGACUGGCAGAAAGUAUCCAAUGGCUUCCAUGGAUUAUAUACGACUAUUGCUCUUUAGCUUCAUAAUUUUUAUAAGCAACUUCAACAGUAUAUAUCCACAAGAAACAACAACAUCUGAAGAUGCAACAUCUGAAGCUACAACAUCAUAUUUAAACACAACUACUGAUACAUCUACAACAUUGGAUUCAACAACUAUAUCUUCAACAACAGUUGAGUCAACAACUAUUUUAUCAACUACAGUUGAAUCAACAACUAUUUCAUCAACAACAGUUGAUUCUACAACCGAAGAAUCAACAACGAGUGAAUACACUACCAGCGAGAAGGUAUCUGCAGACUCAACAACAAUUGAGUCUACAACUGAUGGGUCUACGACAGCUGAAUCUACAACAAUUGACUCUACAACAGUUGAAUAUACAACGGUUGAAUCUACAACAGUUGACUCUACAACUGAUGGGUCUACGACAGCUGAAUUAACAUCAGUUGAAUCAGUUGACUCUACAACUGAUAUGUCAACGACAGCUGAAUCUACAACCGUUGACUCUACAACCGAUGGGUCAACUACUGGUGAAUCUUCAUCAGUUGAAUCUACAACAGUCGACUCUACUGAUGGGUCAACGAUAGCUGAAUCUACAACGAUUGAAUCUACAACUGUUGACUCUACAACUGAUGGGUCAACGACUGCUGAAUCUUCAUCAGUUGAAUCGACAACAAUUGAAUCUACAACAGUUGACUCUACAACUGAUGGGUCAACGAUAGUUGAAUCGACAUCAGUCGGAUCUACAACAGUUGACUCUACAACUGAUAUGUCCACGACAACUGAAUCUACAACAAUUGACUCUACAACAGUUGAAUCUACAACAAUUGCCUCUACAAAUGAUGAGUCAACGACUGCUGAAUCUUCAUCAGUUGAAUUUCCAACAGUUGACUCAAUAACUGAUGGGUCAACGAUAGCUGAAUCUACAUCAGUUGGAUCUACAAGAGUUGACUCUACAACUGAUAUGUCAACGACAGCUGAAUCUACAACAGUUGAAUCUACAAUGAUUGAAUCUACAACUGUUGACUCAACAAAUGAUGGGUCAACGACUGCUGAAUCUUCAUCAGUUGCAUCUACAACAGUUGGCUCUACAACUGAUGAGUCUACAACAGCUGAAUUUACAUCAGUUGAAUCUACAACAGUUGACUCUAUAAUUGAUAUGUCAACGACAGCUUAUUCUACAACAGUUGACUCUACAAAAGUUAAAUCUACAACUGAUGAAUCUACAACUGUUGACUCUAAAACUGAUGGGUCUACGACAGCUGAAUUUACAUCAGUUGAAUCUACAACAGUUGAAUCUACAACUGAUAUGUUAACGACAGCUUUUUCUACAACAGUUGACUCUACAAAUGUUAAAUCUACAACGAUUGAAUCUACAACUGUUGACUCUACAACUGAUAUGUCAACGACAGCUGAAUCUACAACCGUUGACUCUACAACUGAUGGGUCAACGACUGCUGAAUCUUCAUCAGUUGAAUUUAUAAUAAUUGAAUCUACAACAGUUGACUCUACAACUGAUGGGUCAACGAUAGUUGAAUCUACAUCACUUGAUUCUACAACAGUUGGAUCUACAACUGAUAUGUCUACGACAGCUGAAUCUACAACAGUUGACUCUACAACAGUUGAAUCUACAACGAUUGACUCUACAACUGAUGAGUCAACGACUACUGAAUCUUCAUCAGUUGAAUCUACAACAGUUGACUCUACAACUGAUGGGUCAACGAUAGCUGAAUCUACAUCAGUUGGAUCUACAACAGUUGACUCUACAACUGAUUUGUCUACGACAGCAGAAUCUACAAAAGUUGACUCUACAACUGAUGAGUCUACGACAGCUAAAUCAACAUCAGUUGCCUAUACAACAGUUGACUCUACAACAAUUGAAUCGACAACAGUUGACUCUAUAAUCGAGGAUUCAACAACAGUGAAAGAAGUAACAGUAACUGAAGAUUCAACAGCUCUAUCUGAUUUGUCUACUACAGCUAGAUCUACAACAACUGGAUCUACAACAAUUGACUUUACAACAGUUAAAUUUACAACAGUUGACACUACAACAAUUGAGUCUACCACAGUUGACUCUACAACAAUUGAAUCUACAACACUUGACUCUACAAUAGAAGAUUCGACGACAGUAGAAUUCACAACCGGUGAGACAAUAUCGACUAUAACAAUGACAGAAGUAACGGAAACUGAAGACUCGACAACAAGUGAGCCUACUGAUGGGUCUACUACAGCUAAAUCUACAACAGUUGAAUCUACGAUUGAAUCUACAACAGGUGACUCUACAACUGAUAGGUCUACGACAGAUGUAUCCACAUCAGUCGAGUAUACAACAGUUGACUCUACAACAAUUGAAUCUACAACAGUUGACCCUACAACAAUUGACUCUACAAUAGAAGAUUCAACAACAGUAGAAUCCACAACCGGUGAGACAGUAUCAACUAUAACCAUGACGGAGGUAACGGUAACUGAAGACUCAGCAAGUGAUUUGUCUACGACAGCUGGAUCUAAAACAAUUGAAUCUACAACAGUUGAAUCUACAACAAUUGACUCUACAAAUGAUGAGUCAACGACUGCUGAAUCUUCAUCAGUUGAAUCUACAACAGUUGAAUCUACAACGAUUGAAUCUACAACUGUUGACUCUUCAUCAGUUGAAUCUACAACAGUUGUAUCUACAACGAUUGAAUCUACAACAGUUGACUCUAUAACUGAUGGGUCAACGAUAGCUGAAUCUACAUCACUUGGAUCUACAACAGUUGACUCUACAACUGAUGAGUCUAUGACAGCUAAAUCCACAUCAGUUGACUAUACAACAGUUGACUCUACAACAAUUGAAUCUACAACAGUUGACUCUAUAAUAGAGGAUUCAACAACAGUGAAAGAAGUAACAGUAACUGAAGAUUUAACAACAACUCUAUCUGAUUUGUCUACUACAGCUAGAUCUACAACAAUUGACUUUACAACAGUUAAAUUUACAACAGUUGACGCUACAACAAUUGAGUCUAUGACAGUUGGAUCUACAACAGUUGAGUCUAUACCAAAGGAAUUAACGACAAGUGACAUUGGAACAGAAAUAACAAAUGUUGAAGACUCAACGACAGCUGAGUCUACAACGUAUUGGUCUACAACAGCUAGCUCUACAGCAAUUGAAUCUACAACAGUGGAUUCUAAAAUAGAAGCGUCAACAAUAAAAGAAUUCACUACCGGCGAGACAGUAUCCUCUAUAACAAUGACAGAGGAAACAGUGACUGAAGGGUCAAUGACAAUUAAAUCUGCAACCGAUAUGUCUACAACAGUUGAAUCUAUAACUACGGGGUUUACUGCAAUAGAGGAGUCAAGUGUAGGAUCAACUAAAGUUUACUCUAUGACAGCGGGAUCUACAACUGUUGAGUCUGCAAUUGAGGAAUCAACGGAAUCAACGGUAUCAACUGUACAAAAGACAGAAGUAACAGUUACUGAAGAAUCAAUUGAAGUUGACUCUACAACUAAGACAUCUACGACAGCGGGAUCUACAACUUUUGAUUCUGCAAUAGAGGAGUUAACAACAGGUGAAUACACCACAAGUGAAAGGCUAUCAACUAUACAAAUGACAGAAGUAACAGGUACUGAAGAAUCAAUUGAAGUUGACGCUACAACUAAGAUAUCUACGACAGUGGGAUCUACAUCAGUUAAAUCUACAACACAUGACUCCACAACAAUUGAAUCUACGACAGGUGAAUCUAUAAUAGAGUAUCCAACAACAAUGAAAGUAACUGAAGACUCAAAAACGAUUGUGUCUACAACUGAUUUGUCUACGACAGCUGGAUCUACAACAAUUGAAUCUACAACAGUUGACUCUACAACAAUUGAAUCUACAACAGUGGCCUCUACAACAGUUGAAUCUACAGCAGAUGACUCUACAAUACAAGAUUCAACAACAGGAGAAUUCACAAUCGGUGAUAAAGUAUCGGCUACAACAAUGACAGAAGUAACAGGUACUAAAGGGUCAACAACAAUUGAGUCUACAACUGAUCUGCCUACGAGAGCUAGAUAUACAACAAUUGAAUCAACAACAGUUGACUCUAUAAUAGGGGAUUCAACAACAGGAGAAUCCACAACCGGUGAGACAGUAUCAGCUACAGCAUUAACAGAAGUAACAGGAACAGACGAAUCAACGGGAAUUGAGUCCACAGCAGAUUUGUCUACGACAGGUCGAUCAACAACAAUUGAGUCUACAACUGAUUUGUCUACGACAGCUGGAUCUACAACAAUUGAAUCUACAACAGUUGACUCUACAACAACUGAAUCUACAACAGUGGACUCUACAACAGUUGAAUCUACUGAAGAUGACUCUACAAUACAAGAUUCAACAACAGGAGAAUUCACAAUCGGUGAGACAGUAUCGGCUACAACAAUUACAGAAGUAACACGUACUGAAGGGUCAACAACAAUUGAGUCUACAACUGAUCUGUCUACGAGAGCUAGAUAUACAACAAUUGAAUCAACAACAGUUGACUCUAUAAUAGGGGAUUUAACAACAGGAGAAUCCACAACCGGUAAGACAGUAUCAGCAACAACAAUGGCAGAAGUAACAGCAACAGACGACUCAACACCAACUGAGUCAAAAACAGAUUUGCCUACGGCAGCUCGGUCAACAACAAUUGAGUCUACAACUAAUGGGAUUACGACAGCUGGAUCUACAACAAUUGAAUCUACAACAGUUGACUUUACAACAAUUGAAUCUACAACAGUGGACUCUACAACAGUUGAAUCUACUGAAGAUGACUCUACAAUACAAGAUUCAACAACAGGAGAAUUCACAAUCGGUGAGACAGUAUCGGCUACAACAAUUACAGAAGUAACAGGUACUGAAGGGUCAACAACAAUUGAGUCUACAACUGAUCUGUCUACGAGAGCUAGAUAUACAACAAUUGAAUCAACAACAGUUGACUCUAUAAUAGGGGAUUUAACAACAGGAGAAUCCACAACCGGUAAGACAGUAUCAGCAACAAUAAUGGCAGAAGUAACAGCAACAGACGACUCAACACCAACUGAGUCGAAAACAGAUUUGCCUACGGCAGCUCGGUCAACAACAAUUGAGUCUACAACUAAUGGGAUUACGACAGCUGGAUCUACAACAAUUGAAUCUACAACAGUUGACUUUACAACAAUUAAAUCCACAACAGUGGACUCUACAACAGUGGAAUCUACUGAAGAUGACUCUACAAUACAAGAUUCAACAACAGGAGAAUUCACAAUCGGUGAGACAGUAUCGGCUACAACAAUGACAGAAGUAACAGGUACUGAAGGGUCAACAACAAUUGAGUCUACAACUGAUCUGUCUACGAGAGCUGGAUAUACAACGAUUGAAUCAACAACAGUUGACUCUAUAAUAGGGGAUUUAACAACAGGAGAAUCCACAACCGGUAAGACAGUAUCAGCAACAACAAUGGCAGAAGUAACAGCAACAGACGACUCAACGCCAACUGAGUCAAAAACAGAUUUGCCUACGGUAGCUCGGUCAACAACAAUUGAGUCUACAACUGAUGGGAUUACAACAGCUGAAUUUACAACAAUUGAAUCUACAACAUUUGAUUCUAUAAUUGAGGAUUCAACAACAAUGACAGAAAUAAAAGUAACUCAGGACUCAACAACAAUUGAGUCUUCAGCUGGUGGGUCUACGAAAGCUGAAUCUACAUCAGAUACAUCUACAUCAGGUGACACCACAACAUUUGAAUCAACAGCAGGUGAAUCUAUAAUAGAGGAUUCAACAACAAUGACAGUAACUGAAGACUCACAAACAAUUGUGUCUAACAUUGAUUUGUAUACGACAGCUGGAUCUACAUCAAUUGAAUCUACAACAGUUGACUAUACAACAAUUGAAUCUACAACAUUGGACUCUAAAACAGUUGAAUCUACAGCAGAUGACUCUAAUAUACAACAUUCAACCUUCACAACCGGUGAGACAGCAUCAGCUACAACAAUGACAGCAGUACCAAUUACUGAAGGGUCAACAACAAUUGAGUCUACAACUGAUUUCUCUACGACAUCUGGAUCUACAACAAUUGAAUCAACAACCGUUGACUCUAUAACAGAGGAUUCAACAACAGGAGAAUCCACAACCGGUGAGACAGUAUCAGCUAUAACAAUGACAGAAGUAACAGGUACAUCAGCUGAGUCUACAACUAAUGGGUCUGUGACAGUUGGAUUUACAACAGUUGAGUCUAUACCAAAGGAGUUAACAACAAGUGACAUUGGAACAGAUGACGAUUCACCUAUAAUCACCUGCCCUGACAACCAAGUUUAUCAACUGCAAGUAGGAGAAAAUACCAUUGCGGUAAACUGGACCAGCGCAACAGCUACAAACAACUUAGGCCAAAAGAUAGCGGAUGUAGAAAUGAUAUCUUCGCUCGAACCGGGAAAUUACGAGAUCGGAACGUAUCAGCUUGCAUUUCAAGCUACAGAUAAUAUAAAUAACCUCACAGCAAUGUGUACAACAUUAAUUGUUGUUGAAGAUUCGGUUUGCCGUAACGGUUUUCGUCGAUGUCCUGUAUCUAAUGGAGAAUGUAUUCCAGAAGAUUACUUUUGUGAUAAGGAGAUGGAUUGUCCUAAUUGGUCAGAUGAAAAUCAACUUUCAUGUCCGUGUAAUGACUUUGAAAUGCGAUGCAAUAAUACGUUUUGCAUCAAUAUUGAUAAAUUUUGCAACGAAUUACCAUUCGAAUGUACAUCUAACUUCGAUGAAGAAAGCCCACUCUGCGACGGGAGUUGUUUAUCACCCGAAAUAUUGCAAAAUGGAAGGCAAACAAAUCCUGAGGUGCAGCGAAGAAAGUACCUGGAGGGUCAGACAAUAUCAUUUGUUUGUAAUGAUGGAUAUACACUAAUUGGCAACAACACACUGAUAUGCCAGGGUGGUACCUUUCAAGGCACACCUCCAUAUUGCUAUGUUCAAUGCCCAAAGCCAGGCUCUUUCGAAAAUGGAGAAUGGAGUGGAACUAACCUCGUUGAUCAUGGUAACACUGUGUCUGUAAGUUGCAAUGAAGGAUAUGAGUUAUAUCCUUCAGAGCCAACAACCUAUACUUGUUCCGACGGUCAGUUUGUAGGUGAAUUAGGAAAACGGUGCAUAGAUAUCAAGGAGUGUUCAACAGGGCAACAUAAUUGUGAUAGUAAUGCCGAUUGUUCGAAUACUAUUGGCUCCUUUACAUGUACAUGUAGACAACCAACGUAUGAGGGUAACGGAACGGUGUGUACAGAUUUUGACGAAUGUGAAGCACAAACAAGCACCUGUUCAAAUAAUGCCACCUGUAAUAACACAGAUGGAUCUUUCACAUGUGCGUGUAAUGAAGGCUUUGACGGUGAUGGCUUUUUCUGUCGAGAGGAGAUUUACUUUCUCUUUGGGCAAAGUGUGGGUGACUAUUCGCUACGUGAGAAUUACAGACAAUCCUUCGAAGAAUUGUUGUCGUAUGAUUUCAAACCUCUAACCGGCUUUCCAUAUGGACAUGAGUUCCUACAAUAUGUGUAUUUCACUGAAAAUGGACUAUUUGUGCUACAUGGGGAUAAUGAGGAAGUAUUGGGCUAUCCGAAUCCACCGUCGAAUGGCUUUGAGACCGGUGACACCAGGAAUUUAUUCGCGCCUUUCUUUGCAGAUGGUGACUUAAGUAGUGAUAUUGGAGAUGUAUAUUAUCAGGAAUAUACAUCAGAUGAUUUGAUAGGACAGACAUUUUUAGCGGAAGCCAAUGAUAGACUGUUCACCAUACAUCGUGGCAGUAUACCGUCUGGUUUUUCACCAUCAUGGGCACUCAAGGUUACGUGGUAUGAAAUUCCACAAAGGCCUGCUGACCCUACCGUUAACAGAAGAAACACGUUUCAGUCGACCCUGCUAACCGAUGGAAUUUAUAGUUUUGCUUUGUCUUUUUAUGAGGAGCAAAGUAUGCUUUGGGAUCCUUCCCUAGAGGAUCCACAAAACGCUAUACUUGGCUAUAAUAUUGCUGAUUUUGAGACAGUAAACCUCCAGCUCCAAGAGCCUCUUGUCAACAAUAGAUACAGACCGGAUAGUGUUCUUGGAAACACCGAUUUACUCGGCCAAUGGACUUUCCGAUUCGAGGAAAACACAGAUGCAACAAUAAAUCCCAAGCAACGAUGUAUAGAUUGGUAUAACCAGGAUAAAUUAAGCUCUUUUAAUCCAUCGGGUUUGGGCACCUGCCCGUGUGGACUGCUACAAGUUCUUAGAGAUGCCCGAUAUCGUAUAAAAACUCAGAUAACACUUGCUUUAAAUCCAAUUGCCGCCUUGUCUAUUCUGGAAAAUGAAGGCAUAUCAAGCGAUCUUUUUUCAACUAUUGUAACACUCUUAAAUAAUGCUGAUAACUAUGCAAUUUGUUUCCAGUCGUCAACAUUCAACAUUUUUCUGGCUGGCACUGAGUGUUGUUAUCGAUUGGAAGGAGGGUCGUUGAUAGAAGGAUAUAUUGGACUUGGUUCGAGUAGUUUUUCAUUUCUUUAUGGCUAUGUAUUUGGACCUUGGUUUAUUUUGGAUCAAUAUGUUCAACAUAUUUAUUCUGACAUAGUACCCCAGUACUACUGUUGUUAUGACUCUGAUAGUGUAGACAUGUGUAACCUAUACUAUGAACGAAGGCCUCCAGCAAAUUGCCGUUUAUAUAGUCCACCAGCAUUCUGCAGUUAUUCAUCUAUGACGGAUCCAGGAUUUAGCUUGAUUUUGCAAGAGCCAAGUAAUAUUACGUCUGGGAAUGAGAGGGUCUACGCUUCGUGGAGCACUGGCGUUGCAUUUGGAGUUUCUGUCACUGAACAGAUGUUGGAUGUUACAGUAGAGUUUGCUAAAAAAUAUCAAGGAAAGACUAACGGCCUAUUUGGUAUUUGGAACGGUAAUAUUUCUGAUGAUUUAUGCUCGGAAAGUAAUGUUUGCCUAAACACAACCGCAGAGCUAGCUGGAGAUGAAAUAUUUGAUGUAGGCAAUACAUGGAGGCUUACCGAAAAUCAAUCAGCAUUCGUUUAUGGUACUGAGAGUUACUCUGACAUUAAUGAUGAAGAUUUCCGACCAAAAUUUUUAAAUGAACUGGUAGCCACAGCAGAUCUUGCGUUGUUAGCUCAAGCCAACUCCGUUUGCGGUGACAACGAGCAGUGCUUGUUCGAUAUUUUAGCAACCGGAAAUGUAAAUAUAGGAGAAAGUACAAAGGCAACAGAUGACGCCAAUACCAUCGACAAAGAGACCUUAGACAAUAUACCACCAGUGAUACAUGGAAUUAUUGAUAAGAGUCCGGAGAGCGUCUUAACUGAUGGCAACAAACUUUAUGUGCGUGUAAACCAAAGUGUCAUUCUACAAGUUAAUGCAUCCGAUGAGAAUCCAGAUGACAUCUUGACUUAUUCCAUUGAUACAGAGAUUGACGGGUCAAGAAUUGAUUCAGAAACUGGACUGUUUACUUGGACACCGAACUCUACUGAUUUGGUUAACCUAGCAUUCGAUGUUAAUGAUAAGUCACAGACGACCACACUUUUUAUGGAAGUAAGGAUUUGCGCAUGCGUAAACGGCGGCGAGUGUGAUUUUGAGAGUCUCGUUGAAGGAUCUGAUAUUCCAAAUAACAGAUUUGCGGUUGUACAAUGCAUCUGCCCACCUGCGUGGACAUCAUUCGAUUGUUCUGAAGAUUACGAUGCAUGUAUGGAGAAUCCUUGUCAUACUGGAGUCAGCUGCAGAGAUCACAUAGCGCCAGAGGUGAACGCAACGUGUGGUAACUGUCCCACGGGCCUGUUGGGAAACGGAUUCAAAUGCUACGAUUAUGACGAGUGCUCGAAUGGUCUUGACCAGGUUGAAGGAGUUCCAUUCUGUGAACAUACUGAGUUAUGCGUAAACACACUGGGAAGUUACGAGUGCAGUUGCAGAUCUGGAUAUGACCUGCACCCAAAUGGAAAGGAAUGUAUAGACAUCGACGAGUGUGAUCGUCAAACAUAUACAUGUGAUUCCAACGCAGAAUGUAUAAACGACAUCGGAUCCUACAAUUGUACAUGCAAUGAGGGAUACGACGGUGAUGGCUUUGAGUGCACCGAUAUUAAUGAAUGUCAGACAUUAGCCAAUCCAUGUAAUAUCAAUGCUGAUUGCAUAAAUACCGAUGGAUCUGUGCAUUGCGUUUGUAAAGAUGGAUAUAAUGGCAAUGGCUUUGAUUGUGAUGAUUUAGAUGAAUGCCGCCAAGAAACAAGUACAUGUGAUGAGAAUGCUGAUUGUAGAAACACGAUUGGUUCUUAUAUAUGUAGCUGUACAGAAGGCUUUGAAGGUAACAGCACAGACUGUUUUGACAUCGAUGAGUGUGUAGAAAGGCCACUAGACUGCCAUCCAACAUCGAAUUGCACCAACACCUUUGGCAGCUACACGUGCGUCUGUUCAACAGGUCACCGUGGAGAUGGUUCCAGUUGCGUUGACAUUGACGAAUGUGCUGAAGAUCCUGACAUAUGCAAAGAACUUGAGGAGUGUGUGAAUAUCGACUCUAGCUAUCUGUGUCGAUGUAUCCCGGGUUACGCAAGAGAAACUGACGAAGCAGAGUGCACUAAUGUAAAUGAAUGUGUUCCUGUUAACGGAACUACUCCUUGCUCCGAAUUAGCAGUCUGUACUGACACUAUUGGAAGCUAUACGUGUAGUUGCCUCGACGGUUAUACUGGAAGUGGAUUUCUUUGCAAUGAUAUUGAUGAAUGUGAGAGUGAUCUACAUGACUGUACUGGUAAUUCUGAGUGUCAGGACCAAGAAGGCAGUUAUGUGUGUGUUUGUAGAUCUGGAUACGCCGGAAAUGGAAUAACUUGUAUAGAUGAAAACGAAUGUCUGAUGAUGGAUGUGUGCCACAGCCUUGCAUCUUGUAAUAACACUAUUGGGUCAUACCAAUGCAUUUGUGUGGAUGGAUACAGCGGAGAUGGAAUUGACGCUUGUACAAAUAAUGACGAAUGCAGUAGUUUUAAUAACCUGUGUCACGCAUUUGCCAACUGUACUGAUACAGUUGGGUCAUACAUGUGCACGUGCAUAGAAGGUUACCGUGGUGACGGGUUCGACACAUGUGAAAACACAGAUGAAUGCAUUGACCAGUCGGAUAUUUGUAAUACCGAUGCAACGUGUACAGACACUGAAGGCUCAUACACGUGUGCAUGUAAUGAAGGGUUCGAGGGAAAUGGGUUCAUUUGUAAUGAUAUUGACGAAUGUGUGCGUACCACAGAUAACUGUGACGUCAAUGCUCGCUGUAAUAACACAAUAGGAUCGUACACGUGUUUUUGCAACAUUGGUUAUGUUAGUCCGGAAGGACAGAAUGCGCGACAAGGCUAUUGCAACGAUUACGAUGAAUGUGCAUUCCUUAUUGACGAUUGUCAUGAAUCUGCUCAAUGUUCGAAUACAAUCGGAUCAUACAGUUGCGCAUGUAAAUCUGGAUUUACGGGAAAUGGUUACGAAUGCGAUGAUAUCGAUGAAUGUCAAGCAAUUGACUAUCCAUGUGAUAGUGAUGGAAAUGAGCGGUGUGUAAACACUCAGGGCUCAUAUUAUUGUACAUGUCAAAUUUCAUAUUUUAACAUCAGUGGUCAAUGCAUAGAGGCAGUAUCGAAAAGCCUAAUGGUUGAGUUCAUGUACAUCAAGGGAUGGAGUGUAGAAAUGUUAUAUAAUCUGUUCAAUUUCGAUGAAAUCGCAGUGACACUCGCUGAAGACAUGGACGCACUUUUUCGAAUGAGCAUUUUCGCAGAUCAAUAUUUUGGUGCUGAAACUACUGGAUUUUAUAAUGUAACUGGUGGGCUAGGUGUAUCGUUUAUCAUCAAUUUCGAUAAAGAGUUAAACGUGACGGAUGAACAGGUGCUGCAAGCGUUCUUAGAUGGACUGGCAGGCCGUGAUAUGGAUUUUCUUGAACCUGAUAGUCAAUUACUUAGAAGCAACGUCGAAGUUAUGGAACUAGUAACCGACCCUUGCUUUGCGGGUACAGAUGACUGUGGAGAAAGAAAUUUCCAGGAGUGUGUGUAUUUAGGCAACGAGCAGUACAAUUGUCAAACAUGUUUCGAUGGAUUCUCAUUGAAUAGUACCGGUAAUAGGUGCGUGGAUGAUGACGAAUGUGUGGUGAACCAGUGUCCCCAAGGUUCAAUAUGUGAAAACACAAUUGGAAGUUACACUUGCAACUGCACAGACCCUGGGUAUAUUUUGGUUGACAACGUGUGUGUUGACGAUGACGAGUGUGCCAGGGCGAAUGAUUGUUCACCUAGAUUUGAAUGCAGAAACACUGACGGCAGCUAUGAAUGCGUUUGCCCUGGCGGAUUUGUCAAGCAGGAAGGUCAAUGCGUCGAUGACAAUGAAUGUUCAAGAGACGUGUGUCCAGCAGAUGCAAUAUGUAGCAACACGGAAGGUAGUUACUCUUGUCAGUGCCAAACUGAAGGAUAUGAAGUUUCUGACGGCGCAUGCGUCGAUAGAAACGAAUGCUUACUUGAUGAUCCAUGCAACGACUUAGAAAAUUGUUCCAACUCAGAAGGCAGUUACAUGUGCAAUUGCAAAAACGGGUAUGAACGCGUUAGCAAUGUUUGUAGAGAUGUUGAUGAAUGUUCAACAAAUCCAUGUGAAACUAACGAAGUGUGUAUAAAUAGAGACGGUUCCUACGAGUGCGUGUGUGAGUCUGGCUACGUUUCCAACAGCGGCGUCUGUGUUGACAAUGACGAGUGCAUGGAAACUUCUAAUAUAUGUGGAUCAAAGGGAAUAUGUCAAAAUAGGGAAGGAGGCUACACAUGUGACUGCAAUGACGGAUAUGUACGCGAAAACGAUGCUUGUCUGGAUGUGGAUGAAUGCUCAGAGAACCCUUGUGGGGCCAAUAAGGUUUGUGUAAAUACCGAAGGUAGCUUCAGUUGCGACUGCGAUGUAGGAUUUGUUUUAGUCGAUGACGCAUGCGUUGUUGGGACAUCAUUUCGUGGAGAAAUCCGUGUUGUUGAAGUGAACGAAUCAAUAAUAUUCACAUGUAGCCUCUCCUCAACCUGCUUUUCACUAAAGCUGGAAAAAAAAAUUAUUUAUUUGAAUACUUUCUCUUUAAAAAUCUUAUUCAAUGACCAUAAGUUAGAAAAAGAAAGUCCGAAAGAGCAUGUCCGAGCAAACGUUAUACACACUCCUCUUGUAAUUUCGAUUACUUUAAAAUUCAGAACAUUUGGUCCGUAUGUCCUAUCUAACAUUCCUUCAAAAGUGAGGACCUCCUAUUUCAUUAUGAUAUUUUCGAUCAAAUAUUUCUCAACAACGUCUCAAGAAUGCCUCGUGACAAUGAACCAUAUAUAUUCGUUACAGCAAGCUCAAUUUUGGAUUCUAUAUUUUGUGUUUCAUCAGAUAAACGAUAUUUAUAGUAAUGUUUUAUCAACGAAGACAACCUUCUAUACCACUACGAUACUUGGCUUCAAGGAGGGCAGUAUUAUCGUAGUUUAUCAAUUAGAUUUUUUCACAUCAACAACUCAGGAUGGAGACGAUCUCCUCCAGUUACUCCGUGGGGAAGCAGACAGAGAAGAUCGCUUAUUUUCAGUGGAUAACGACCUCAGUGUUACCCUUGAUUUAGAUUAUGAUUAUGUACCAGAAGUGUUGCCGAUUACUUGUGCUGAAGAUUAUUGCACUAAUAACGGUGUGUGUGAAAUAGACGACUUACUUGACAGGGUGUGCAGUUGUUGGGAGGGUUUUACUGGAGAUCGUUGUACAGUUGACGAAAGAAGUAAUGAUAGAGUAAUGAUCAUAGUGAUUAUAAUAUGCUGCACUUUUAUUGGAAUACUACUGUUCGUCCUGCUUGGACUCUGUAUUGUUAUCUUUAUGCGGAGGCGAAAAACCAUGGUGUUGGCUCAUCGUAAAAGUCUGGCCAGCGGAAUCGUGGUACAUAAUCCGGCUGCACAGUUGCGAGGAUUAUCUUCAACUUAUUAUGAUUCGGUCUCAGUUUCCUCUUCAGUUGGUGGAGAAGAAUCAAGAAUGGACAAUCUGGCUAAGGUUAUAAGAAACACAAACUAUCUAAAUGAGCAAUUGAGGUCGUCAACAUUUUACCUACCGGAAUCCGAUGACUCUGAAUUUAUACGUCCAUAUGUUGCAACGGGUCAAGAGGCAGGCAAUAGAGAGACAAGAACAAGAUCGUCACGGGGUAACGGUCAAAACGAGCAUAUCAAUAACUGGUCAAGAAGCCUAGCAAACAUGGAUUAUAGCACAUAUUAAUAAAUCUAUCAAUCAACAUUAUUUAUUAGUUGAUCAAUAUUAUUAUUCUGUCAUCAUUUCAGAAAAUUGUUUUACAGCAAAUAAUAAGUACUAACAGCUGAUCUUA